ACUCUCCGUGCCAUCCGAAUGACCGAAGCGCCGGCCGGCGAAGUUGUUGCACGUGAUCCAGGCUCACGGCGCGAAGGCCUGAGGACCUAGUGCUAGGAGCCCCACUCCGAGUCCGGCAGGCAGCCCUCUCCCCACCGGCCCCGUGGCGUCCCGGCGACGGCGUGGAAUGUACUCCAGGGAAGGCGCUCGCUCGCUAUCUAGACGCGGCUUUGUGGCUGGCGGCGGAUUGUUGCUUCCGAGGGAGAGCAAGAGACAUUGUCGCAGCAGGGCGACAGGUCGUGAGAGGCUCAGGACGAAACAGGCGAGGCGGGCCAGAGAUGCCAGCUGGAAACCCAAUCGCAGCCGAGGGGAGCUUUCUCCCUGCAGUUCAUUGGUGGAGCGCGCUGUCCUUUUACGCGGAGGCAGGCUGAAGCUCGGCGCGGGAGGAUGAAAGGACCUGGGCGGCUUCUCUCCGCAACGCCCCUUCUCCUACGUGAGCUUGUGGGUAAGCCGGCGGGCGCGUCACAGGUUGUUUUGCUGCUGGCUGAGGCGAGCGGAGGGAGCGCGAGAAGUUGCCUGCUGCUGCUGCAUCUCUGCUGCAUCUCUGGACGGACUGAGCGGCUGGCCAGAGCGAGCGACCUGCGUGCGGUGUGUGCACAAGCGCUGCUCGGAAUAGCCGCCCCGCAGAAGGAGAGGGGAUGGCGAGUCCCCCCGCGGCGGAGCCUCCCGACCGCCCGCGGGGCAGCCUCAACCGCAACAACAACAACAACAACCAGCCGCCGCCGCCGCUGGGCGUGCGCAAGUGCGGCUACCUGCGCAAGCACAAGCACGGCCACAGGCGCUUCUUCGUGCUCUGUGCCGCCAGCGACGGAGCCGCCGCGGACGAAGCGCCGCCUCAGCCCGCCCGGCUGGAGUACUACGAGAGCGAGAAGAAGUGGCGGAGCAAGGCGGCGGCGCCCAGGCGCUCCAUCGCGCUCGACUCUUCCCUCACCAUCCACAAGCGGGCCGACGCCAAGCACAAGCACCUGGUGGCUCUGUACACGCGCGACGAGUAUUUCGCGCUGGCAGCCGAGAGCGAGCCGGAGCAGGAGGCCUGGUACGCGGCGCUGACGGAGCUGCUCCGCCGGAGCCAGCCCGCCGCCGGGCCCGGCUCCCCUGGGCGCGAGGAGCCGCCGCCGCCGCCCGGGGCCUGGGCUUACCGCGAGGUGUGGCAGGUGACGCUGAAGGGCCGGGGCCUCGGGCAGAGCCGCCACCUGGCCGGCGUGCACCGGCUGUGCCUAGCGGCGCGCGCGGUGGGGCUGGUGCGCCUCAACUGCCAGCGGCCCUGCGUGACGCUGCAGCUCAUGACCAUCCGCCGCUGCGGCCACUCGGACAGCUGCUUCUUCCUGGAGCUCGGCCGCUCGGCCUCGACUGGGCCCGGCGAGCUGUGGAUGCAGGCCGACGACGCGGUGGUGGCGCAGAACAUCCACGAGACCAUCCUGGAGGCCAUGAAGGCGCUGCGGGAGCUGGCCGAGUUCCGCCCGCGCAGCAAGAGCCAGUCGUCGUCGUCGUCGUCGUCGUCGUCGUCGUCCAAUUCGUCGCCGUCGGGCGCCGGCGCCAGCGGAGCAUUGACGGCUAUGUGCAGCCGACCCAUUUCGGUUCCCGGCCGCCGCCGCCGCCGCCCUCACCAGCCGCCCUCUCGGACGGCGCUGUCCCCCAGCCAGGCCGGGCUUCUCCGCCGGUCGCGUACGGACACUCUGGGGGCGGGCAGAAGCAGCGGGAACCGGAGCCGAACUGCGAGCGAGGGCGACGGGGGCAGAGCUGGCAGCCCCUCGGGGCCCGAGGCUGGAGAGCCCCUGCUCGGCCGCUCGCACACGCCUGGGGCAGCCUGCUGCAGGCUUGCUCGCUCCCUGGCCUUGGUGCACUCGCCCUCCUUGGUUACAAAGCCAGGCAUGUUCUCCCAGCGGCGCCCUUCCAGCAGCAGCAGCAGCACCUCUGGCUCCCCUUGCGAUCCUGCUAGCUUCCUGGCCUUUGAGGAGUUGGGUCCAGCUAGUAACCACAGCAACACACCUGAGACUCCUCCUGGCCUGCAGCUGGAUGGCUACAUUGCCAUGGAGCGGGGACACCUUUUUUAUUGGCCCUACAUAUGGGAGAGCGCUGGAGGGGGCAAGGUUCCCAGGAAGCGCACUUACUCCCUGACAACACCAGCAUCUCGACACCCCAUGCCAACUCUUCUCUCCUCUGCCUCCCUGGGUGAGUACAUACUCAUGCGGGCUACCUUACCAACAGCAGGGGCCUCUUCAAGGGGAACCUAUACUCCUUAUCCUGAGGACUACUGUGAUGUGGACAUUGGCUCUGGCGGCACCAGCAGCAGUAGCAGCAGCUCACUUCUAGGUCAUAGUGGUAGUGGGGAGGAGGGCUACAUGCCCAUGAGGUCUGGGGCAGCAGCUGUUAUGCCAUUGCAAGGUGGUCCUGGUGGUUAUAUGUCUAUGAAAAGUGUGUCAGCCCCACAGCAAAUUUUGCAUCCUCACUCCCACAAGUUCAGCAGUGAUAACUCCCUAGAUGACAGUGACUACAUGCGCAUGUUGGGUACUAGGUGGUCUGGGGAGAGUCCUGAUGGGAGAAUUACCAGUGGUGACUACACUGAAAUGUCCCCUUUGCUGUUGCCUCCUGUGCAUGGAUCUGCCUCACCUGUGCCCUCUCCUGAUGGCUUUGCAGGCCAGGGGCCAAGGGACCAGACCAGCAACUUCUAUAACCCACUGUCUCAUGCCUGCCAGAGACAGCCAAACUCUCUGGGUGAGAAAAAGAACAGUGACCAGUACGUAUUUAUGAACUCACCUGUUGAGAGAUUAACUCUCACACCCAAAGGGGAGUCCUUCCUUGCUAUCUGCAACCACACAAUGAUGCCUUCACCCAUUUACUACAGCCAAACUGAGUGCUCUCUUACUCCCUACAUGAAUGAGCAACCCCCUACAAAUGAACCACAAAGUCCCCAUAAAGAGUAUGUCAACAUUGGAUAUUCAUUGGCCUAUGGCAGCUCAGCUUCCUCACUUGGCUCUGGGUUGAAUGAUUCCCUCAUCCCCAGCUAUAUGAACUUUGAUGGGUCACAAUCAGCAGCUGUGGAAACCUUGGAAGAUGUGCUGAUGCCAGGAUCCUGCCCUAGCCCUGGGCAGCCCGACAAACAUUACUUAAAGGUUGAAAUGAAGACAACUUUUACAACAGCCACCCCAACCCAGCCCAUUUUACAGAAGCCAGAAAAUAUUCAUGAAAGCAGCCCUGUUACUGAAUUGAAGCAACUUACACUCUCUGAGGUGCAGGCCUUCAUCUUUGCCAGUCCUCCUCCUGAUCCUAAUCAUGGAGCCAAAGUGAUCCGUGCUAAUCCUCAGGGACGAUGGAGACACAACUCAGAGACUUUUUCCUCUACUACUACAGUGACGCCUGUUUCUCCUUCCUUUGCACACAGUCCCAAGCGACACAAUUCUGCCUCUGUGGAAAAUGUGUCCCUCAGGAAAAAUGGCUUGUUGGAAGAGCAGACCAGCAGCACCAUGUGCCGGGAGACCUCAGCUGGCUUCCAGAAUGGCCUCAACCACAUUGCUGUUGAUGUCUUGGAAGAAGACUAUCUGGCAAGUGGUGGCCAAGGCAAGCACAAAGGCAGACACCCCUGUAAUGAAAGUAUCAAUGGUACUUAUACCAGUAUAGACUUCUUGACCCACAAUUUGAAAGAAGCUUCUUCAGUGAAAGGAGAUUGGACUAGAUGCCUCAUUCACCUUGAAGACGAGGAUGAGGUGGCCAAGGCCGCAAGGAGGGCUCUUUCCCAUCUAGCCCCACAAGUCAGGUGGUGGGCACAUCCCAACAAAUUUAGCCUCCACUUUGCUCUCCACCAGGCUGCCAAGCAUCUGGUAAGGUCCCUCUGCUUCGUUGGCAGCUUUGCCCAGGGAUGUCUUUGUGGGUGGCAGGCUCUUCUGCCACGCUCUCAAGCCUCUCUGAUGCCACUUCUCCUUUUGUCUUUGCCGGCAGAGCAAGACCUUCAGCAAGGUCCUUCAGAGUGCUGCCUUGACAUGUACGAAGCCGUCUGCCAACAGGCUGCCAGCAGUCUCCAGGGUGGCAGCUCUGCUUCUGGGUAUGUCUGCUUCUGGGUAUUCCCUGGUAGGGAUGGACAGAAACAUCUUGGUAAUAAUGGCAGUGCCCAGGCCACCUGCUAGGAAGGGCUCCAUCUGCGCCCAAAUCUUGCUUUGAGUGCUCCGCAAGGGUGGAGUCCUCUAGACGCAUCAGAGCAUACCUGUCCUCCUGCCGAGCUGCCUCUGUCUCCGCUUGCUUUGCACCCCUUUUCUUUCAUUUUUUACAAACAAUUUUUAUUAAAUUUUCCAAUUACAAACCAAUUAUAUGGACUUCCUGUUCCGUCCGCCGACCGGGAAGGAGCGUGGGGCGAGCUCUUCGGAGAAACCCCAAACUUUGUUAAGGAAAAAAAAGGUGUUGCUAGGACUAAGCAAACCUCGUAACUCAGGGAUAAAAUCCCUGGGGUCCAAGGAUCUGUCAGCGCUCAAACGACUCUCCGGCUCGGAGACCAGGCUCGGGAAGAGAGACUGGAGGGAGCGGGAUUGAAGUCGAGAACGCCAAGAUCCACUCUGCUUUUCAAAGCACAGCCUCUGAGCUUCUACGGAAGAGUGGACAAGCAUCCCAAAACCGAAAGCCACCCGGGGUCGUAGGAAUAAAGAAGGAAACAAUAAACAGAUAAAAGAGAAGUCAACGAACGCCGGGACGGAAUUAAAGGUACGACCUUAAGGGAACCUACCAGAAACCGCCAGGCAAAAUGGCGCAGGACGCGGAGUUAUGUGAGUGAAUGUGAAUGUGUGAGACUAAUCUGCUGAUAAAUUUCACCAGCGGCAACAGCGGCUGGAGUGUAAAAUACGCUUCGUUGGUGAAGAGAGGGGGGAUUUAAAGUCUAGCAUACUCAACUGAGAAGCUAGCAACAGGUACAGACUCUUUGAAAUUUAUCAAUAUAACCAGAGCUCACUUAACUGGGCUUUUUAUAAUUGGGAGACUGCUACUGUUACUGGUGCGGGGAGAGAAACUAUUGUAACUAAGAGACGACAUCAAUCACGAGGUAUCCAUUUAAGACUGCCAAGGGAAGUGAAAGUAACUGCCAAGAGGACAUUGACUUGGGACUGUUGCAAAGAAGAUAAGCUUUAGUAGCAACUUAACAACAUAAGAACGCUACUGGGAGAGGGACAGGAGCGGAUCCGCAGCUUGAAACCCCUGACUUGAGACUGUAACAAGGGAGACAAGAUACAGUAACAACUUAAAACUGCUACUAGGGACCAUAUAAGACCGGAUCUGCUGCUUUAAACUAUCAACCAGAAUCCACUGCAGGGGAACUGUUGCGGUAGGAGCAGAACUGUUGCUUCUAACUUUUGACUGCAGACUGCCUCAAGAGGAGAAGAUACAACAACAACCUAAGAUUGUCAUUGGGGGAAGUUAAGAGAAGUAUAACAAUAGAACUGCUGCCCAGAACUGCUGGUUGAUGAAGUCAAGGGGAAGAGAAAUAGACAAUUUUGGAGAAGAAUUUUGACCAGAUAUUUUGUUAAAUAGCUUUACCAUCUUGGGGGGAAUUAUACCAGUGUUUUGUACAUGAGGCCAACCAGUGGCAGAAGAAGGGUAUUACAUAUAUACAGUGGUACCUGUCAUGGUCCGGUUGGCGGGCGUCAGGACCAGAGGCAAGAUGGUGGUGAAGAAGCAGGGUCGAGGAGCAAGGCAGAGGCGAAGGUCCACGGGGCACGAAGCAAGGCGAAGGCGAAGCAAGGGUCCAAGGAGCAAGGAGCAAGGCGGAGGAUCCAGGAACAAGAAGCAAGGCGGCAGCAAGGCAAGGGUCCAAGGAGCAGGAGGCCAGAUGCAACCAGGCACAGAUAGCGUUGCUGUGGCAAAGAGCUGAAGGGAAAUGCUGGGCUUUUAUCCCUCCCAGCUCCUGCCACCAGGUGCAGUGAGAUCUCAAGUGGCCUCACCUGGGUGACUACUCCUUGCCUCUCCAACACAAGCUGAGGACUUCACCUGUGUGGCCGCGCCUUGCUUCUCCAGCACAAGCUGAGGCAUGCCCCAGUUCUGCAAAGCACUACAGGCCCCAGAGCCUGACUCCUGCCCAUACUCCUGACAGUACCUCUACUUACGAAUUUAAUGUGUUCCGAACACACAUUUGUAAGUCGAAAAAAAUUGUAAGUCGAAUCCCAUUGGGAGAAAAAAUUCGUAAGUAGAAGCAACCCUAUCUAAAAAUUCGUAAGUAGAAAAAAAUCCUAUCUAAACCGCAUCCAAGAUGGCGGACGGAGCUCCAUUUGUAAGUAGAAAAAUUGGUAAGUAGAGUUAUUUGUAAGUAGAGGUACCACUGUAUAUAUAUUUUACCAGGCAGGAUAUUCCAACAAACAGAGUCCCAAAUAGAGCCAAAACUUAAAAAUGACACACAAUAAAGGUUCAAAGGUGGUAGGAUUGAGCGAAAGAAGAGCUUCAAGAUCUGAGGCAGAAGGGGAAGGUGUAUCCUUCCAGUAGAGACCAACUUAGUUUUUCAUAGGUAUGAGCACACUUCCUCAGAUAAACCUUGUUGUUGUUUGUUGUUGUUGUUUAGUCCGACUCUUCGUGACCCCAGUGCACACCAGGCACUCGGCAUAGCUCAUAGCUUCUCUGAGUUAUUCAAGCCCCUUCGCCACACAAGGCAGUUAUCCAUGAAAAUCACUAAAUUAAAAAUCCCCAAAUGCUAUAACCAAAUGCUAUCACAGGGGAGUUACGAAGGCAUACAAAGCUUCAGCAGGAGCUCCAUACUUAUCGUUUCCUGCUUUGCCCAGGGCAGCUCCCACCCUUUGCUUAAUGGUACAGCUGACAGUUAAGGAACCAUAACACUCUUUGUUGUUAUUCCUCAGUGGAUCAGCAAACAAAUGAGGGAAAUGUGUAAAGAAAGCAAUGCAUUAUUUUUUAAAGAUAGCUCUUCUUUUAAAAAAAAAACCCAAAAUGUUCAUUUUAAGAUGAUUGCUUCCCACCUGUUAUCCAAGGAAAUCAGGGCAGUGCCAGUGAACAUGGUUUUUCUCCCUGCCUCUUUUAUCCUCACAACAAUUCUGUAAGGUAGGUUAGGCUAAGAUAUAGUGACUGCUCCCAGCUAAUCCAGUGAGCUUCGUAGCUGAAGGGCAAUUUUCCUAGUUCAGCAUGCUAAAUACUACACAAAGGGUGCUCCCCUGCAGACCAUUUUGACAGCUGGCAGGGCCACAUACCUGUCAAUCAACUGACUCCAGGCUUUCAUUUAUUCUUUUUCAGACAAGCUUGAACUCAAUGAGGGGAAACCUGGAACACAGGUUUGCUCUCAGCAACAAUCAGCAAACCCCUGAUUUUGGCAGGGAUCAGCUGCACUCGGGAUUUUUCAGUUGGAAGCUCCCUAGUGCAGUUGAUACCAGAAGGAAUUAUUGUUAGCGCUGAUCAGCAGAACCAGAGGUCAGAUGCUCAUCCAGAACCAACAGAGGUGUCCCACCAAUAAGACUGUCCUACUUCACAGGGUCGGCGUUUCCACAGGAACCUUCCACAUGGGAAGAGAUAAAGAGAUGCCAGCUCCACAAGCCAGUCUCUGGAAGAAGGUCGCGGAGGAAGAGAUGAACGCACUGCAUCAAAACAAGACCCGGACACUGAGCUGCCUCCCGGCAAUAAGGCCAUUGGCAGUAAAUAGGUGUUCAAGGUUAAGAAGGGGUCAGGAGGAGACGUUCAGCGCUCAAAAUGAGACUUGAAGCACAGGGAUUUUCACGACGUUUUGGUGAAGACUACAAUGAGGUUUUUGCACCAUCCGUGAGGUACAGCAGCGUAAGAAUGCUUUUGAGCAUUGCAGCCUCCAAGCAAAUGGGGGUGAAACACAUUGAUAUUGCCACUGCUUUCCUUCACAGGCAAAUUAAUGAGGAAAUGUAUAUGAAACAGCCCAAAGAUUUUGUAAAAGCAGAAGAGGCACAUUUAGGAAGCUGCAAAAGGGACUAUGGACUUAAGCAAGCUGCUAGAGCCUGGAACCAAAAAUUGCAUAAAAUGCAGAUGCUACUUGGGUGCAAGCAAGGCAAUGCUGACAAGUGCUUGUACA
This is a messenger RNA of Zootoca vivipara (common lizard), 8047 nucleotides long. The record is from RefSeq and is a predicted model, not a curated record. NCBI's taxonomy places the organism in Eukaryota, Metazoa, Chordata, Lepidosauria, Squamata, Lacertidae.